This is a messenger RNA of Encephalitozoon cuniculi GB-M1, 777 nucleotides long. RefSeq lists its product as uncharacterized. The coding region runs from base 1 to 777 and encodes 258 amino acids. Gene Ontology annotation, molecular function: snoRNA binding; protein binding. The record is from RefSeq and is marked provisional. Gene Ontology annotation, cellular component: small-subunit processome; Pwp2p-containing subcomplex of 90S preribosome. The transcript has a single exon. NCBI's taxonomy places the organism in Eukaryota, Fungi, Microsporidia, Unikaryonidae. Gene Ontology annotation, biological process: maturation of SSU-rRNA from tricistronic rRNA transcript (SSU-rRNA, 5.8S rRNA, LSU-rRNA).
AUGGUAGAAAACAUACAGCUGGGCAUGGAAAGGAUGAUCUCCGAGCUUGAGGAUUACAAAAGCCGAGGAAUAUUCUCUCCAGACGAACUAAGAAGAAUCGUAGAGACCAGGAGAAAGUACGAGCUCAGACUCCAGAGGCCAGAAAAGAAACUUUUGGACUUUAUGCGGUACAUAAAGAGUGAGUGCAUACUGGAAAAAAUAAGAGACAAAAGAGUAAAAGAAAAAAAAGUAGGGGCAUCAUUCCACGACAUGAGCAUACCAAAAAAAAUAGUGGAGCUGUAUAGAUCUGCUUUAUAUAGAUUCAACGACCCAAAGAUAAUUUCCCAGUUCGCCGCAUACGUAAUAAAAAAGAAAAUGUACGGGGAGAUGAAAAACGUGUUUGCAGAAUGCUGCACAAAAAACCCCUUGGACGUUGAUCUUUGGAUAUAUUGCGCAUUCAAGCUGUUCGAAAUAGGAGAUAUUGAGAGUUCCAGAGCUAUGUUCCUCAAAGGAAUCAGAAUGAACAGCAGAAGCUCAAGAAUAAGAAUUGAGUUCUUCAGGAUGGAGGUUAUGUACAUCGAAAAAACAGAGAUUUUGAGCAGAGAGAUAGGACUGGAUUCCGACGACAAGGAUGAAAUCGAAAGAGGAGAAGUGGCAUUUGCAGUAUUUGCCGAUUGUUUCAACAGUUCAUGUUUCACUGCAAAGGAGAUUGAUGAAGUCCUGGAGAUCUCCAAAGACGUUAAGGAACUUAGAAAAAGAAUUGAGGACUAUACCAGAGGGAAGGGGCCCUAUAAUUAA